This is a messenger RNA of Alexandromys fortis (reed vole), 4764 nucleotides long. RefSeq names its product family with sequence similarity 110 member C (gene Fam110c). The coding region runs from base 151 to 1131 and encodes 326 amino acids. Gene Ontology annotation, molecular function: alpha-tubulin binding. Gene Ontology annotation, cellular component: cell cortex. Gene Ontology annotation, biological process: positive regulation of cell migration; regulation of cell projection assembly. The record is from RefSeq and is a predicted model, not a curated record. Lineage: Eukaryota; Metazoa; Chordata; Mammalia; Rodentia; Cricetidae. The transcript is spliced from 2 exons.
UGGCUCGCCCCAACUCCGGAUCUGGGCGGAGGGACCCUGGGGCGUGUUUCCCCACCCCUUGCGGACUUCGGAACCGACUCGGACAGACUGGCGCCGGAACAGGAGUGGUCUCUACUGGACGACAGCUUGGUGGGUUCGGGUCCUGCAAGAAUGCGGGCCCUGUCGGCCGUGGACGCACUUGCCAGAAUGCGACCCCCUCUCCGGGACCCCAGGGCUGCAGAGGACACUCAUCCGGCGCUGCCAGCGCGCAAGAGCGCGGUGGAGAGACUGGCGGCCGACCGCGCCAAGUACGUUCGGAGCACGCCGGGAUCCAGCCAGGGUUCUGUCUCCGAGGGCAGGGUCCCUGAGACCCCAGGGGUGCAGCACCGCAACCCAGUUCCUUCGGCUGUUACUCCAGUUCCCGUAGCCCGCAGGGUUAUCCCUCGGAAGCCGCUGAGACCUGAUUCGUUGGUCAUCUACCGACAGAAAUGCGAAUUCGUCCGAGGGCCAGGAGCAGACGGUUCCAGAGUCGGGACGGUGAAGAAGUUUUCCCAGGGGUCUCCCAAGGACAAAAUACCAGUGGCCCCUGAGACGACCGUGGUGUCAGGUGAGGGCAAGACGAAGGAAACAGAGGCCACUUGGACCAAGUCCGAUCAGGCGGUUGCCACUAGCCCAGCCUCUCCGUUAUCACCUCCCACCCCUGUAGUGGCCACGGAGUCCCCAGGUGUGCCUUUGAAGGUGGCUUCAGAGGUUCCAGUUGCACCCUCCGCAGGGGAGCUACGGGUGUCGCGUCGCAGAGGAUUGCAGCGCUCUCAGUCAGAUCUCAGCUCCCGCUACUCGAUAGCCAGGGCCGAACCCGACAACUUCUUCCUUUAUUGCGGCCUGGAACCUGAAGUGGUGGAGGCUCUUGGGAGAGAGAACUUCUCUGCUGGGUCCGACUGUGUUACAUUCAAAGUGCGGAGCGUGAGCAUGGCUACUUCUGAUAGUAGCUUCUCCAGGCACAGCGAGGACGGGCUGCAAGAAGAGGAGCUCAUGGAGCAGAUGCCCAGCACCACCUCUGUAGUAGAAAGGAACGCCCGUAUCAUAAAGUGGCUGUUUACCUGCAAGAAGGCCAAAGAAACCCCCAGCCAGAGGUUGCAGGGACCUGCCUGAUUGACGUUUGAUCCAGGAAGCAAACUUUUCCAUGAUGAAGGGACCCUUAGAUUGAAUGGACUCCUGAGCCAUGUGUUUGGUUCUGUUGACCAGGCUUGUAUAUUAGCCAUGGUGAAGUGCCGUGGUGAAGAUGGGAGGGAAGAUAUUAGUAGCUGUGAGAGGCAGCCUCCUUGUAAGAGUACAUCUCAAAAGGCAGCUGAAGAAAGGAUAGCUGUUGGAGAAUAUUUUCAGGACUUUUUUUUUUUUGUCUGACGUACUGACAGUUUCUGCAAUGUGUUUUGAUAAUAUGUAAAUAUAUGCUUUCAAAGAAAAGAAGAAAGUAUGAAAUCAAGCAUGGAUGCGGUAGUAUACUCCUUUCAACUAAUUUAUGCUACUUAAAGUUAUGUAAGCACAAAGAGGCAUCAGUGUGGCUGACACAAUCACUUGGCACUUACAUUGGUUUCCUAUACUAUACAACCGACAGUCUUUUGUAAUGAUUUGAAGAGGACAUUUAAAAUCACUUUAAGGCUUCGUGGUUCAUUUUGUUAAUGCCACUUUCUUCUUGGCCAUAAAUAUAUAAAAACACCCAUUGGGAGAUUCAUAAGACUAGAGAGCAUGCAAAAAAAAAGUGGGGGUCCUCUUUGCACUUGUUCAACGUAUGUGUAAUUAGGGAGGUCCAUAAGAGCCUGGAAUAUAAGAUAACAAGUAUUUACUUAUUUGGGGAAAAAAAACUCACAAUAAAGAUAGAGAGCCACAGUCCUCUGUGGACACUGGAAGCUAUGAGCCGAACUCUGACCACCAACCAAGAGAAAGCAAGCACGUUUCUUGUCUGUGUUUAUGGUACCUCAGACCAUACCCUAAUGGGCCAAUACCCAAGAGGCUAUUGGCUGAAUUAAUUCCCACAACACCUCCUCCUUUUGUCUAAAUAAGAGAGUUCUAAACCCAAUACAAAACUAUAUAAAAUAAGAACAAAUAUCAAGUAUUGUCCAGGAAAAAGAAAAGGCAAAAAUAUAUACACAAAAAUAGAACUACAACCCACAUGAACAGCCUCAAGCAAGAAACACAAGCUACAUGUUCAGUCUAAGGUAAUGAGCAAAUGACAGAGAUUAUUUCAAUAGCUGCCUUAUCCUGAGAAGUCUAAAUCUUGUACUAAAAUGUCUUAGCCAAGUUAUGAAAGGAAAGUAGCUAUGACUGUUUAGUCUUCAACUCCAUCAAAGACCUGAGAAGGAAAAUAGUAUACCUGAGUAAGCAAUGGUGUAAGCAAACAACUUCCAAAAGGUGUGAGAAAUGACAGAAACAGCUGGCUACCUGGACAGUCAUCCACAGUCUCAUUUGUAAUUUUGGGGCAACCAAAUUUGGCUAAGACCUAGAGCAUCUGACAAACCAUUUUCAGAGGCAGGAAAAUUCAAAAGACUGUCCUAUCCUGUCUUCACAAGGUUCAGCAGUCAUUUUUGCUUGUAUCUUGUUUCUCAGGUUUGGACAGCGUGCAUUUUGUCAGUAGUAAAGGCAAGGGAAAUUCUUUGCCCCAAUACUAGUUUUGCCAAGAAGAAAACAAGCUCUAAGUGGAGUAUCUUCAGUGUUCAACAUUCUCUCAAGAGUAGAUCAGUGCUGCCAGGAGCAAUCGUGUCUUGUGUCAGCAGAAUCCUGAGUUAUUUAGAUGUCAUAUUCUAUAGUUCUUUGAGGAAUUUGAAGAUUACUCAUCCAUGUGGAAUACAAUCUCUGUGCAUUUAGAGAAUCUGAUUAGUCUAACUCUAAGUAUGGCAAGUAUGGGUGACUAUUGACUUAUAAUUCUUGAAACUGUAUAGCUUAAAGACUAAGGUUUCACAUUAUAAAAUAGUCUUUAAACAGAUAUGCAGUAAAUGAGGACAAUGACCCCAAAAUGUAAACAAUCUAUGUAAGUAUCUUGAUCAGAGAUAGAAAUGUAUAGUGCAAUAUGAAAAAUAUACCCUAAAAUUGCAUCAAUAUCCAAAAUGUCUUAAGCAGAGGUAGAAACAUGCAUGCAUACAAUAUGACAGAAUAACUUUGCAUAAGUGCACAAAUAUUGUAAACAGAAAUAGGAGCAUAUCCAAUAUAAUAAAUAUAAUUUUAAUUUGUAUUAAUAUUCAAAUUAUCUUAGACAAGGGUACAAAGAUUAUUUUACAGUUCAGUUUCUUGUGAUUUGGCCAGUACCUAAGGAGGCCUGUUAGUUCUUUCACAAUGUUCCCAGUAGAGUGUACUACAUAGCACCCUCAUCCUUACUCUAACAGGGAUACUUACUCUAACUGGUUCACACAUAAGGAGCACUUCCCUGGCCUGGGGUCUGGUUCCACUUCACAUACCAUAAAAUUAAUUUUGGCAUCCAUUCAUUGUUUGCAGAGGAUGUGUUUGGAAGCAAGGGCUGCUCCUGGGGUUUGUGAGGUUCUAGGUUCUGAGUAUGUGUAAAAAGUUACUGAGCCCCGGGUUAUGAACUUGUGUGUAAUGUUCACAAUAAAAGAAUUUUAGAUUCAGAAUGUUCUGAGAGAAACUAUGUGUGAACAACAACUUCCCAAAAAUUGUCAGUCAAUUCUUUGAAAGUUUACUGUAUUUUUUUCAAAAUGUAUUCCUUAAUUUUUAAAGUAAGAUAUGAGAAAAGAUUGUGGAUGGAAUUUCUAAAUGGUAAUAUUUUAUGUCAUUCCAUUUUGAAAUGUCUGUACUUUAGUUUAAAAUGUAUUAUGUGUAACUGUUUUAAGAGUAUCUUUUUAGUCACAAAAAUAUUUAGUUUUGCAUUUUCUAGUCCUCAGGUGGCUUUCUUUUAUUUCACAUGGCUUCCCUUUCCCCAGCUCAUUUUUACAUUAUUUUCUCUUUUGCCAUCUUUCCAUGCACACUGUUUAUUUGAGCAUUUAUCUUUUGUUUGCAAGUGGAGCUCUGUGAGACUUGUUUCAAAUAUGUCACAAAUGAUUAUUCUUGGGGUUUUGCCUCUGGAGCCGGCUUGGGAAGUGUGACCUGUGCCACCCCACCCGAGCUGCUGUUCUGCAUAUCACUGUGUCACACUUCGUUUCAAGAGGUGUCACAGUGACAGCAGUUUGUAAAAGAUCUUUCAGUAUGUGCAAUUCUUUAUUUUCAGGUGUCCCAUUAGUUUUAUUUGUAAAUGUCUUAAGAGAAAGAGUUUGGGGUGGAGACGAUUUAGCAGUUAAGAGGGCAUGAAAUUUAUACGUUUGUCACCUGUGUGUUAAGUUAAUGUUACAAAGAAUGGCGUAUAAAUAAUGUAAUUAGAUAUGUUGGAAAGAAGAUAGUAAUGACAGCCAUUCAAUGGUAACCUUUUGAACUGCUACAUGUGAAUAGAGUAACAGUGUCCAGAUUAAAAGAUAGUGAUAUGCCAGGGGUUUUCCUCAUUCUCUAUGAAAAUAUUUAUAUCUACAUCUCUCUGGCAGUAGAAGAAAAGGUGACUUCGCUGUUCCGUGCUUGUUCCAAGAGUUUAUUGCAAUGCUGCCAUUGCUACUGCCUUGACCUUGGCAUAUGACUGCCAACAGGUGGGGCAGUCCUGAAGUGAGGUUGUGGUACUGUGAUCUUCUCCUCGCCAAAGGAAAGCCUUUGCAGACUUGGUCAAAGGAGAUGCAUUGUGUUUGAAGUCUGCAGCUCUCCUACCUAUGUUUAUAUUUACUAUAUGGCUGCAUUAAAACUAUUUUAGAGUAUUUA